UUUUGAAAGAGAAGGAAAAGGAAUAUUCACAAUUCCCUGAAUAUUUUGCUAAUUCAUGGGUUUUUUCGUCUCCUGAGGAGGAAUAUAUGCAGGAGGAAGAGUAAUCUUGUCUUAGAGGUACAGUUCACAAAACAAAACUGCCCUUUGGAUUAUCUAGGAAAAUGAAGGGCAAUACAAAGUAUACAAGUUAACACUUUUACUUUGGUUUUAAGUAUUUAGUGUCAGCCUCUCAUGCCUUUCACCUAUGGUAUGUGAACACCACCAUUAUAUUUUUAUAGACUUAGAAACCUGACAUGUAUAUAUGCAUGUAUGUAUAUAUACACAGCUAUUUAUAAAUAUGCAUCUUGUAGCGUCAUUUGCUGCUACUCUCAGCAAAUGGGAAUGGGCACAUUAGCCAUAGGUAGAAUAAUACCUUUCUCAGCAACAGCCUUUCCCUGUUUUUAAGUGGCAAAAUGUGACUUGUAGCUGAUUAUUUGCAGUUCUGCUGGAAGUAAGCAAACUGCUGCUCUGUUAGAACUUGCAGCCUUCUUUCCAAUUCUCUUGUUUUGCAGUUUCUUAAAAAAAAAAAAAAAAAAAAAUUGGCACAUUUCCAAGUAAUAGCACUGGGAUUUGUUGUCUGUGUGAAUCCAUCUUACAGCUUAUUCAGAUAAAACUACUGUACUUCUGUUCUCUGUGUAGGCUCAUGAGUAGGCUACUCAUGCAGUGGUUGCUUCUUCAAUUUUUUUUCUAAUAAGUAACAGUUACAUUUUCCUUAGGCCAGGAAAAUGGAAUUUUCUAGAAAACUAGGUAGAUUUGGCGGGGUAGGGGGUUAAUAGCAAGUUUAGUACUCUUGCAGAAGACACAAGAGUGACUGUACUGGGUCAGAUCGAAGGUCUGUGUAGCCCAGUAUUGUGUCUCUGGCAGGGGCCAAAAGUGAAUGCCUAGGGAGGAAUACAAGGACAAGGCAUGUAGUGGUUGUUCCCUUGAGUGCCUUUUGAGCCGCCAAAUAUGUGCUACUCAAACUUCUUGAACGAUGAUUGUACUUUAAACAUAGAAAAUUGUAAUUAUCCGAAGCUUUUGGAUAAACAGGAUACUUGUGAGAGCAGGAUUCCUUUCUCUGCUGACCCAAAUAACAGAACAUAUUCAGUAAAUUCCAAAGAUCUUUUCUCAGGAAAACACCAAGUUAUUUAUUUAUCUUUUUUUUUUUAGGAAUUGUGAAGGAAUUACUUUUUUUAAAUUAACAAAAAUAAUAAUCUGAAUUAGGAAGAGCAACUUCAGUAGUUUAAAGAGAAACACCAUUUGGUUGAUUAAUUUCCCAAAUCCUCAAUAUGAAGGGGAAGCUAGGCCAAGACAGGUCAUCUCUGGGGACAGAUGAAAUAAUAAGCUGCUUUCUAUUUCAGGAAGUUCAGGAAGAGAUGUGACAGCUGUGGGAGACAUCAUCUACCUGAUACUCUGAAGAAGCAGCAGAAUUUUUGUUAACCUCUUCAAUUUGCACCUCUUGGAAAAAACUGAUUCUGUUCUAAAUGCUUCUUUGGGUAUGUCUUUUAUUAACACAGUUAUGAUCUCUGUCUACAGUUGGACAAAUUGGAGGGUAGCCUUUGAAGCUUAAGGAAGUGGUAUGCUAUAGGAGGUAUCUGUACUUCUCUUCCUUUCUGGAAAGAAUGUAUUGUGUUAGAAGUAUUUCUAAGUGUCAUUAGCUCUUUUGACAGAUCUGGUUGGGUAAUACUUUUGCCUUUCUCUGAUUUGUGAACUUCAAAAAUUACUUGGUCAAGAAUUGUACUUUCAGUUUUCUCUUUCUGGAAGUAAAGGCAAGAGGAAGCUAUUCAUGAUUCUCAUUCUGGACUAAAAUUCACACCUAACUUGUCCUCUCUCUUCUCAAUCUGCAAAAAUCACAAGCUUGAAAAGUGCUUGGUAUAAAUAAAGCUUAUAGUUCAUAUAAAAUCAGGAGAAAAGAGUUCACUCUAGUUUAAGUAUAUGACAAAGUAAGUGUCUGCAGAGGUUUAAUAAACCAGUCAGCCAUAAAUAGAUGGUCAGUUCUUAGCAAUAGUAAUCAGAAGAUCAGUCUUACUUGCAAGAUACUACCUAGACACAGAUAACCUCCAGAACAUAUCCAGAUUUGGCAAUUUUACCAAAGUCUUCAGAUAACAUAAUACAUCUUUAAACCAUUUAAACAUUUCCUUCUUUCUUCUAUCUGUGAUAUAAAACAGCUCCUACCACUUGACAUUAUAGACUAAAUGAUUCAGAUCUAUUGGCUCUCAGUUGUGGAAAAAAUCUGCCUGGAGGUCAGUCAUGGUUCAUACCACAAGCAGCCAUCCUUUUUUUCACUCUGCUUAACUUCAGCCUGCAUUUUUAAAUGGACACAAUAUCCCUACUUUCAGCUGUGACUGAUUAAAGGUCUGCAUCGGGUCUGAUGCAAAGUACAAGCACUUCUGUAUGCUCCGUGCAUGUGGUAGACUGUGAUAGUUAGCUGGCCCCUGUUCCGUCCAAGCAAAAAGUAAAAGGGAUGACUGCAAUUCAAACAAGGCCAGAACCGAGAAAUACUGAGAGAGAACCUAGAGGAGGCCAUUGCUGCCACUCCGACGGUAAUGCCAUACGAACACCUUCCUGCCUGCUGGAAGAGCGGCACAUUGUUCCAGGCCAGAAACUGCUACAGUAGUGUCAGAGCAGUUCUGCUGGGUCCCCAAAAGUCUCUCCUGAAAUUGCAGGACUGUUUCUUCCUCCCCCUAUUUCCUGUACACAACAAUCAGACUUCAGUAAUCAUGACUUUUCUAUUUCUUUUCUGAUUUACAAGCCCACAUGAGGUCUUUCAGAUUCAUUAUGCACGCACCAAAGCGUAUCUGGGGAUGAAUGAUGAUCCAUCUUUUUUUACUUUUUUUCCUUGUACCAAACAGUUUGGGGCUUGGGUGUUUUGAUUCCUUAGUAUUUUUAACAGAAAUGCUUUUUUCGUUUUGACAACUGUCUGAAAUAUGUUCCUUUAAGAACCUCCUACAUGGUAUGUAUUUGCAAUUUGUAAACACAAUAUGUCAAAGAAUGAUUUGAUUCAGUGGUGAGGCAGCCAGCUAUUUGCAUGUCAUGAGGUCUAAGGGAAACAAACUGACCCUGAGCCUUCCUCCAUCCAGCCAAAUUCUGAUGGGACCCUCAAAUAGCUCUGGCAAAGUGUUCUGUUUCUUUUGGACUUGAUGAAUGCUUGUUUCUGUGAAGACGUGUAAUUAUUUCUUCCUUUAUUUUGCUGCACAAGUUACCAAGAGAAGCAGCUUAAAACCAAAUAUCACGUGGAGAACCCCACCAGAAUGACCAGCAAUCACACAGACUGUCAUUACUGCCUGCAGUCUCUUCGUGGAAGAAAGUAUGCAUUAAGAGAAGAAAACGCUUAUUGUGUUACAUGUUAUGACAGCUUGUUUGCCAACCCCUGUGAAGAAUGCAAGCAACCUAUUGAGUGUGAUUCCAAGGAUCUGGCCUACAAAGGCCGCCACUGGCAUGAGGGGUGCUUCAAGUGUGCCAAAUGCAGUCGCUCGCUGGUGGAGAAACCAUUUGCUGCCAAGGACGAGGUCUUGCUGUGUACGGAAUGCUACUCUGAUGAGUAUUCAUCUAAGUGUUUCCACUGCCGGAAGACCAUUAUGCCUGGUUCCCGUAAAAUGGAAUUUAAGGGAAGUUCCUGGCAUGAAUCCUGUUUUGUUUGUCAGUAUUGCCGGCAACCAUUGGGAACAAAACCAUUGAUCACCAAAGACAAUGAGAAUUACUGCGUGCCCUGUUUUGAGAAGCAAUUUGCUCACCAUUGCUACUCUUGCAAAAAGGUAAUAACUUCUGGGGGAGUGACCUACGAUGACCAGCCUUGGCAUAAAGAAUGCUUUGUGUGUGCUGGGUGUAAAACCCAGCUGUCUGGACAAAGGUUUAUUUCCAAAGACGAGUAUCCAUAAUGUGUAGACUGUUUCAGCAAAUUGUAUGCCAAGAAGUGUGCUGCUUGCAAGAAACCUAUUACAGCUCUCGGAGGUGCCAAAUUUAUCUCAUUUGAAGAGCGCCAGUGGCAUGGGGAGUGCUUUAAAUGCGCAAAAUGCUCUGUCUCGCUGGUGGGCCAGGGAUUCCUCACUCGGCAGGAUGAUGUCCUUUGUCAUGAAUGUGGCUCUGCUUUAUAGUUCUGUGGGGAGCUGUACAGCUGCAUUAUUCUCGCUCUGUAACGAUGUACUUCAUUACUCUGCAGUAAGAAAACCAUAUAAAAGGUAUAACAGUUAUUUAGUCAUUCAAGUAACUUUCCAACAGCAGUUUAAUUCUAUCAUAGCUCUCAACUGCUUAUAAAAGAAAUUUAAACAGCCCCAUACUGGUUAAGAAAAUAAUGCAGAAAAGAUUUGUAUAUAUUUUAAAUCUAACUGCAGUGUGUUUCUCCUUGUAACACAGUGCACUCUGCUGUUAGAAGCUUAAAAAUUUACAUUUCGUCUCCCAUGAACCAAGGCAGAUGAUUGUGAAAAGUCUAUAUGGCAUAUGACUAAUGAUGAGGCAUCAGCACUGUUUCACAGAUGCAGACGUUGGUGUGGAAAGCUGGGCAUGUGCAUUUUUCUAUUGGAGCAUAAUAUUGAUGAGGACAACUUGUAAAUAUCAACUCCCUCCAUACUUUGGGCAAAAAAAGCUGCUGACAAAACAGGCAGAAAGUGGGAGGAGGGGAUACUUUUACACAGAGGGCCACCGAGUCAGAGAGGCCCAUUCCAGGACCAGAUAAAAGGAAAAAGGGUAAUUUUCCUCUCCUUACUGAGAUUGCUCCUCAGAAACAGUCUUUAGUCACCCAAAAAACUUAGUGACAGGUCCUUUCCCCAAAUUGGUUAAUUUUACUUAAUUUUUCAGGCAUAACCACUUUAGAACAUAAAUAAACCCAUAUUUUGAACUACUGUAAGAGGUAAGGAUUGCCCAAGAUUGGAUAGUGCUGAUGUACACUUUCCCAUAGCUAAUAUGCCUUAAGACUCUUGUCUCCUUUGUCUUCACUAGACCUUCAAAUACACACAUAAUAUAUAUAUUUUUAUUAGUAGACACAAGAGCCAACUCAUACUUGUUCCUUUAACCUUGUACUUUUCCUCCCCUCAAAACCUGUUUGCCAGCAAUCAAAGCACUGUUAGUGGUCUUAGCAUUUACACCCUGCUAGGUCUUUUAUUCACAGUCUAUCCCUUUUCAUGUAAAUACCUGCUUGUCUAUAGCAGGCUAUAAGCUCUUCAGAACCAAUAUCCAAAUCAUUUUGCCAUGUGCCACAUGCAUUUGCCAAUAUUAUGUCAAGAAUUGGUAAUAUUGCAAGCUAGUCAGUCCUCGCUUUUAGCACAAGGUGUUAGUUUCUAGGUUGCUGGCUUUGAGAAGGUUAUAGCUGCUUGCUGAGCUUCAGCACUCAAGUGUCUAUUACUAAAGGUCAUCUAGAGCUGAGUUACAAGCACUUCUCUUCUUCCUUCUUCCAUACUGUAAGUUACAGUGGCCUGAUUCACGUUUCAGUGUCUGUACUGGGCCAUUGUGAAUGGUGCAGUGAUAUUAAGAAUGUCAGAUCCUGCACUGCUCAGCACUAUGUAGUCUUCAUCUCGCAGGUCUUUAAGUAAGUCAUACAUUCUCCUUUAGACUCUGACCUUAAGUGCAUAGAGUUAUUUGGUUGACUUCAGUGGGCUUUAUUCAUACUGAAGACAGCCAUUACUUGUGGUAGAAAAGUGGAAAAAAAAAAAAAAAAAAAGAAAAAAAAAAAAAGAAUAUGUGUGCAUAGCUAAGCCAGAGCUGAACUGCAGUGGCAUAAAAUCAAUAUGGAUAAUGACUGACCAACAAGUACAUAGCGGUCUGUUUUCCAGUCAAUAAAAUAUUGAUCUUUUGCUCUACAUGGUGUUCGUUUUUGGUUUUCAGUUUCUUCUUUCAUGGCAGCUUUUAUUGCAGUCUAGAGUUUGAUUACUUUAUGCCUUUUCAUUUUAUCCCAGCUGCUUCCUAUUCUAUUUUCACAUUUCACAUAGCUGAUACAGGUUUUUUGUAAGACUUGGAUUCCAAUAAAUAGAAAUAUGUUUCAUUGCCUUAAAUAUAUGUAUACACACACAUAUAGCGGUUCACAGUUAUGUAUGAUGCUCUAAAAAUGAGUUAUCAGAAAUUAGCGCAUUA
Aquila chrysaetos chrysaetos is the source of this 6081-nucleotide messenger RNA. It is a transcript of the gene FHL5, whose product is annotated as four and a half LIM domains 5. Gene Ontology annotation, biological process: positive regulation of transcription by RNA polymerase II. Gene Ontology annotation, molecular function: transcription coactivator activity. NCBI's taxonomy places the organism in Eukaryota, Metazoa, Chordata, Aves, Accipitriformes, Accipitridae. The transcript has 6 exons. The record is from RefSeq and is a predicted model, not a curated record. Gene Ontology annotation, cellular component: nucleus; Z disc.